AGCAUUCAUCAUUCAUCGAUGGAGGAAAUUAGCAGCGACUCCAUGUCAUCUCUCGCAAGUAAGAUCUGUAACCAAAUCAACUCCGUCUUCAGCAAAUCAACAAACUCAUCUCCAUUAUCCGUCACCGUAGACGAGAUAUCUUCAGCAGCAGCCCGUGGUGGAAAAAUGUUUGUCUAUGGUGUAGGCCGAGAGGGUCUGAUGAUGAAAGCCUUAUGCAUGAGGCUAGCACACUUGGGCUUAUCAGCACACUGUGUUGGCGACAUGACAACGCCUCCUAUCUCAUCCUCGGACCUCCUCAUCGCAUCGGCUGGACCAGGUGGGUUCUCAACCGUUGAUGCAAUCUGUGGUGUAGCAAAAUCCAAGGGUGCGCGUGUGCUUGUUCUUACUGCCCAACCGGAGACUGGAUCGAGUGUGAAGUAUGCGAGUGCAGUGGCAUAUGUAGCGGCUCAAACGAUGGCGGAUGAUGAGGGUGAUGAGUUGGAUGGUAAAGCAAAGGGGAAACGAGUGAUAUUGCUGCCAAUGGGGAGUGUAUAUGAAGGAGCAUUGUUUGUGUUAUUUGAAAUGGUCAUUUUCAAAUUGGCUGAAGUUUUGGGUCAGGAUUCUGAUGAAAUUCGAUCUCGACACACAAAUUUGGAGUAGGAUUUGUGUAUAAGUUACUGAUGAGAUUUGUCUAUUACUUUAUAGUUAGCAAAUCAUAUAUAAGGAAUGAACUAAUGAUUACCAUGUUUCAACAAUAAAUGUUAAACUUAUAAGCUUUAAUCUUGAUAUUAGGCUGGUGCCAUCAAGGGCGUUGUGCCUCAUGUUUUCUUCCUUGUUAA
Erigeron canadensis is the source of this 818-nucleotide messenger RNA. Its product is annotated as 3-hexulose-6-phosphate isomerase. The record is from RefSeq and is a predicted model, not a curated record. NCBI's taxonomy places the organism in Eukaryota, Viridiplantae, Streptophyta, Magnoliopsida, Asterales, Asteraceae. The coding region runs from base 19 to 639 and encodes 206 amino acids. The transcript has a single exon. Gene Ontology annotation, molecular function: isomerase activity; carbohydrate derivative binding. Gene Ontology annotation, biological process: carbohydrate derivative metabolic process.